GAAAACAUUGCUCGACUCUGGUUGCGUUGCACGCGGAACGUGCGCGAGUCUUGCGUAAUCGGAUAGAGAAACCAGUGCAACCAAUAAGCGUGUGUCCUUGCAUCAGCCGGCGGAGUUGGAGCUGCGAUACAUUGGAGCGCUGCAUUUGAUUCACUUAAACAACUUCAAUGACUCGCGAGCAUUAAUUAGGACUUUAUGACUGAAAUGCAAAAUAUAGUUUUUCCACUUUGUCGUCUUUACUCUGCGUACGGGUUACUCUGCUUAAAUAACCUACGUAACUUGUAAACUAUGUUAGCAAAUAAGGAAGUUUGCCAACGUAAAACCCGUAUUUGUUAUUGAAACACACGGUGAUCGCAGGCUGUUUUGUCUGUGUCUAUUGAAGUAGGAUCUGGUUUAAGGGUGGGAUCAGCUGGCGAUGAGUUACACGUGUUAAAGUGCAAGGGUCUCAGUCUACCUCAAGAGCUGGACUUUAUCACAGUCAACCAUUUGAUAUGAGAUUAAGGCUUUGAAGAGGACCGAGUCAUCACUCUCCUAUUGCUGUUUUAUUUUUUUUUAUUAAAAGCCAUCAUUUUGAGUUAUUGUUACUGCACUACAUACUUGCACCAAAGAUGUCUUGCCUAUUGCUUGGAGUACUAAGGAGGAGAAAUGGCAUCAGCACUGCUACAGUGGGGGCCCGGGCCCUCUCCUCCAUUCCCUCUCUGCCUUCGUCAGUGGGUGAGUUUGUGUCGGGCGCAGCGGCCGAGUGUAAACCCUCUAAAGUGCACGUGGUCACAGGCACACCUCAGGAGACAGCAGAUAUCCUGGCAAACCUGGAGAAAGACGGAAUGGUGAAAAAACUCACAAAAUAUGAGAACUGCUGGUUGGCUCGUACUGACCCAAAAGAUGUGGCUCGCGUGGAGAGUAAGACAGUAAUAGUCACUAAAAAUCAAAGAGACACUAUUCCCAUCCCUGCUGGAGGUGUUAAAUCCCAAUUGGGCAGCUGGAUGAGCGAAGAUGACUUCCAGAAAGCCAGAGAGGACCGCUUUCCUGGAUGCAUGACAGGACGCACGAUGUAUGUGAUUCCCUUCAGUAUGGGCCCAGUCAACUCUUCACUCGCUAAGUUCGGUGUACAGGUGACAGAUUCUCCAUACGUGGUGGCCAGCAUGGGCAUCAUGACACGCAUGGGUACACCUGUACUUCAGAAACUGGCAGAGGGGGCGGAGUUUGUGCGCUGCCAGCACUCUGUGGGCAAACCAUUACCGCUCAAAGCUCCAUUAGUGAACAGCUGGCCUUGUAAUCCAGAGAAGGUGCUGAUUUCACAUCUCCCAGACACCAGACAGAUCUUGUCCUUUGGCAGCGGUUACGGUGGAAACUCACUUUUGGGAAAGAAAUGCUUUGCCCUUCGCAUUGCCUCUCGCAUUGCCAAAGAUGAGGGCUGGCUGGCCGAACACAUGCUGAUUCUGGGAAUCACUAAUCCUCAGGGUGUGAAGCGGUACAUUGCGGCAGCCUUCCCGAGUGCUUGUGGUAAAACCAACCUUGCCAUGAUGAAACCGGCAUUGCCAGGUUGGAAGGUGGAGUGUGUGGGCGAUGACAUUGCCUGGAUGAAAUUUGACAGUCAGGGUAAGCUCAGAGCUAUUAACCCAGAGAACGGUUUCUUUGGAGUCGCCCCCGGGACGUCCUUCAAGACCAACCCUCACGCCAUGGCUACCAUAUCCAAAAAUACAGUGUUCACUAAUGUAGGAGAGACCAGUGAUGGUGGAGUGUGGUGGGAGGGUCUAGAAGCACCUGGACCUGGAAUCAAGCUCACAGACUGGCAUGGAAAGUCCUGGAAAUAUGGUGAUUCUACACUAUGUGCCCAUCCAAACUCCAGAUUUUGCACCCCUGCCGGUCAGUGCCCCAUCAUAGACCCCCGGUGGGAGAGUGAUGAGGGCGUCCCUAUUGAUGCUAUCAUUUUCGGUGGCAGAAGACCAGAGGGUGUUCCUUUGGUGUAUGAAUCGUUUAACUGGCGUCAUGGAGUAUUUGUUGGUGCUUCAAUGAGAUCUGAAUCUACAGCUGCUGCAGAACACAAAGGAAAGGUAGUCAUGCAUGACCCCUUCGCCAUGCGUCCAUUCUUCGGCUACAACUUUGGCGACUACCUGUCCCAUUGGUUAAGCAUGGAGCAGCGCAAGGCUCCGACCCAGCUUCCCAAGAUCUUCCACGUUAACUGGUUCCGGAAAGAUCAGAAGACGGGCUCCUUCCUGUGGCCAGGGUUCGGCGAGAACGCCCGCGUCCUCGAAUGGAUCUUCAAUAGAUGCGGCCGCACCAAUGAAGACGAAGCUGCAACCAAAAGCAUCGUGGGAUGGAUUCCUCAAAAUGGUGCCAUUAACACAAAAGGCAUGGGUGGGAAUGUAGAUAUGGGUGCCCUCUUUGAUCUGCCCAAACCUUUCUGGCAGAAAGAAGCACAAGAGCUCAGGAACUACUUCACCCAACAGGUCGGAUCUGAUCUACCUGCACAGGUGGAGGGCGAGCUGAGGGCUUUAGAGGAAAGAGUAAGGGAUUAAAUAGACACUACAUUACAUUAAUGCUGAGAGUGGGUUGGGGAGGUGUAACUGUUUUAAUGUGACUGUCUGUUGCACUGCACCAAAGAAAUGCAAACAUACACAGUCUGUAUCACUAUCAGUGGUAUAAAUGUCAAGGUGCCUUAAUAUAUCUUACAAUACAAGUGAAAAAGCUUUAUUUGAUGUUUACAUACUGCCAGUUUAGAUUAUCCUGUGUUUUAUAAGAGCAGAUUAUGAAUUUUCAGAGGACAUCACUUCUGUCAUUAAAACUAAAAACUAUAGGUACACUACUAACUUUGACCAAUAGCAGACGGAUCUUUAAGGAAAGCACCAAUUACACAACAUUUGUUUUUAAACUUACCACCUAUCAAAUGAAAGCUGUUUUUAAUUGUUUUUAUUUUUAAUUUAAAUUUUAUCAGCAGAAUGAUUGACAGAAUUCAGGUUUAUACUUGAACAAAGGUUGAAGGAUCUGGACCAAAGAAAACUGAAAACUGUAAAACUGUUGUUUAAUAUGUGAAUGUUUUUACCUUGGAUGAUGGAAUAAAACUGUAAAUCAA
Paramisgurnus dabryanus is the source of this 3073-nucleotide messenger RNA. It is a transcript of the gene pck2, whose product is annotated as phosphoenolpyruvate carboxykinase 2 (mitochondrial). Gene Ontology annotation, cellular component: cytosol. Gene Ontology annotation, biological process: oxaloacetate metabolic process; hepatocyte differentiation; cellular response to glucose stimulus. Lineage: Eukaryota; Metazoa; Chordata; Actinopteri; Cypriniformes; Cobitidae. The record is from RefSeq and is a predicted model, not a curated record. Gene Ontology annotation, molecular function: manganese ion binding; phosphoenolpyruvate carboxykinase (GTP) activity; GTP binding.